Daphnia pulex (common water flea) is the source of this 4013-nucleotide messenger RNA. Its product is annotated as tyrosine-protein kinase-like otk. Gene Ontology annotation, cellular component: axon; plasma membrane. The transcript has 13 exons. Gene Ontology annotation, molecular function: ATP binding; cell-cell adhesion mediator activity; protein kinase activity. Gene Ontology annotation, biological process: axon guidance; dendrite self-avoidance; protein phosphorylation. The coding region runs from base 328 to 3570 and encodes 1080 amino acids. NCBI's taxonomy places the organism in Eukaryota, Metazoa, Arthropoda, Branchiopoda, Diplostraca, Daphniidae. The record is from RefSeq and is a predicted model, not a curated record.
AGACGUGGGGUGGGCGUGAACACGGCCGGCUGUGUGUCCAUCUCUUCCGCACACACACACACGACUGUAUACAAGCUACCGAGCUCUACCUAACCCACAGUAUCUCAACUGUAAGUGACGAGGAUAAACAUAUAUAUCUGUUCAACAUUUCCCCGAGUCGGUUACACAGUUGGGACUCGUUGACUCCGCACAAGUCCUGGCUCGACGUGGGACCCGACAACAACCCCAAAAACUGCGGGGGGGCCCUUUUUUGAUUUUGUGUCUUUCAUGUUGCACCGGCUAGUUUGCAUUUCACAUCGUUGACAUCUCACAGUGUGGCUGAACGACAUGGCAGCCGAUUUCACCUUCCUGCGGCUGGCGUGGACCGGUCUUGUGGUGGUGGUGAUGAUCAAAACGACAGUGCUGAGUGAUUGCGUGACGUGCCAAGACGAUUUCUACUUCCGCAAGUGGCCGGUGAGUCCUCCAGGGAUCAUCCGGACAGGUCAGAGCGUCGAGCUGGAGUGCCGAGUGUCGGCCGAGGAUCGGAUCAGCAUCAGCUGGACGCUCAACGGCGAACUGCUCAUCAAUUCCAGCCGGCGCUACCAGAAUUCGACGACCGGAGCUUUGGUCAUCCGCCGUGCGGAUCACCGUCUCGACUCGGGCGAUUUCGCCUGCACCGCCACCAACGUCUCUUCCGGCUUCUCCAUCGCAUCUCAGCUGGCCACUCUGAUGAUUCACUGGAUCGGCAAUGCGACGAGGAUCGACUUGCAGUCGCUAACGACCGGCCGUCAUAUCGUCGAGGACGGGCUGUCGGGUCUGGCGCAGGUCAACGAAGGCGAAGAUGUGGCCCUUCACUGUCAAGUCGACGGGUCGGGCGAGAUCCUCUACGACUGGUUCCACAACGGCCGCCGGAUCCCCAAAAGUAAAACGAAACGCUUGGCCCUCAACUCGCUGUCCACCUCGGCCAGCGGUACCUACACCUGCUCGGCCAAGAACGGAGCCGGACAGCACUCAAAGUUCAACGUCCCUUUCGGCCUGUCGUCGAGUCAAGUCACCAGGCAGCUGGUCCGCUUCACCAAAGAAACGGUGGCGCAACUCGACACCACCGUCCGCCUUCCGUGUUCCUUCCAGCCUCCGGCUCCCGUCGAGUGGCACUUUCGCGGCAGUCUCCUCGGCCAAACAUCUCAGUACACUGUUGAAGCUGAUGGGCAUCUGGUCAUUUCCAAAGUCAAUCAGCUGAGCGAGGGUUGGUACCAUUGCCGGCCGAGCAUCAGUGAAAGUGACGUUGAAGAAUACGGUUCUCACUUAAAAGUUGCAUAUCUCAAUGAUUUCGCCAAAACGGCCAUUGACCCGCCCCCGCCGCUCUCCAAUGCCCAUCACUAUUAUUUCGCCGAGUACUCGACAGCCGAGUUGACUUGCAUCGCACCCGAUGGUCUUCCACCGCCAACCAUCUGGUGGGAGGGGCCUUCCGGUCAGGUCUUGACUCCGCCGUCGCCAACCGCCGAUUCCAUUCUCCUCCUGACCAGGGUUUUAAACGAAGACGCUGGCACGUACAGAUGUCGGGCCGGAAAUGCAGCCCGCAACGUGUCCAUUCAAGUUAACUUGGUGGUGACCUCUCCGCCGAUGGUCCAGCAACAUCCUGUGAGCGCUACACUCAACGAAGAUGAAACGGCGUCGAUGAGCUGCACAUUUUCAGGAUCGCCAGCACCGGCGACGACCGUCCAGUGGUUGAAAGAUGGGCAACCGCUAGUCGAUCCGCCCAAACCCAUCCAUGGCCUCCGCAAUUCAACACUGAAAUUCGUCACGGCCAACAAGAGACAUGGCGGCAACUACGCGUGUCGGUUGAAAACCAUUGGUCACCAUCCGGUCGAUUCUCAAACGGCCACUUUGCAUGUCCGAGAAAAAUUAAAGUUUACGGUGCCACCGGUGGCCAAGAGUUUGGAGCUUGGCACAGUCCGCAAGAUUUUGUGCAAAGCUCAAGGCAAUCCAGCUCCCAUCGUCCAAUGGGUCAAGGAAGGCUUGAAGCCGUUGCUGGUCUGGCCGCCACACAUCGAAGACGUCAACGGAACGCUCAUUUUUCACGGAGUCCAGGACGAUGAUGCCGGCCAAUACACUUGCAUCGCCACCAAUUCUCAAGGGCUCAUCAGCGCUUCCAUCUUGAUCAACGUGACGAUGUCGCCACAUUUCACGUCGCUACCCAACAACAUCACGUUCGCCAAGGAAGGCACGAAAGUUGAACUGCAUUGCAGAGCGGAAGGUUAUCCUGCCCCGACAAUUCAAUGGGAUCGAGAUUCCGUCAUGGACGGAUUUAUUUCCGAUCGAUUCUCUGUGGAUCGAAACGGGACGUUGACAAUACAAAAUGCCCAGCAAGAGGAUCAAGGAUUUUACGGAUGCACGGCCGGUAAUGCCGGAGGAUUUAAAAGGGCAGAGUUUCGAUUGGUGGUGAAAGAUUGGGAAUACCAAUCAGGUGAUUACGACGGUGCUGAAUCCAUCGCCAAGACUAUAAUAAUCACGUUAGGAGCGGCCGCUGCCUACAUCUUCUUGUCGGUUGGUUUGUUGAUUUGGUGUCGAUUGAGACGACGCCAAAGAAAAUUGCGAUCGCCUAAUGACGGCGGUGCUAGUGGUGCAGAAGCUCAACUCGACGUUCAAACAGCUUUACUGACAAAAGUAGAUGGUCGUCAGUCUCCGGCCAUUGACAAAUUAAAUGUUCCCAACUCCUCAAUCACUAAAGGAGCAUUACAAGGCAAAGGCCGGUUUGGAGAUAUCCUUGAAGGCUCUGUAACUGGUCUGAGUUCAGCAGAAGGCAGCACUCGUGUUCUACUCAGGAUAUUGAGUACUCGAGACGAGGACCUGAACAUUGAAUUCCGCCGACAGGUGGAUAUGUUCCAUCGAGUCCGUCACGCCAAUUUGGCGGCCGUGCUGGGCUGCUGUCGGGACUCGCCCGACUUUCAAAUGAUUCUCAUGGAAUACCACCCGUACGUCAAUCUGAAAUCGCAUUUGCUGUCGACUACUUCUUCGUCUCAGCCGCCGUGGUCGGUCACCCAAAUUCAAAGCGCCACAAUUCAGAUCGCUCGAGGAAUGAACGCACUAGCCGAAGCCCGCUUCGUUCACCGUGAUCUGGGCACGCGAAACAUCCUGGUCGCAUUCCAUGGCAAAGAUAAUACCAAGGUGUGUUUGAAGAUCGGCAGCUUCGGAAUGGACAAGGAGCCGUUCAACAACGAUUACUACGUCUACAAGCACCAGUCGAUCGCUCUGCGCUGGCUCCCGCACGAAGCAGCGUUGGAGGAUGAAUAUUCAACCAAGUCUGACGUGUGGAUGUUCGCCGUCACGAUCUGGGAGCUGCAUCACGCCGCCCAACGGCCUCUGUCCGACCGAUCGGACGAGGUUCUGCUGGCCGAUUUGAGGAAGAGAUGCGGCCAACUCUGGGACGCUUCCUUCUGCAAAUCGAACGCCAUGUCCAGUUUACUUGUCAAGUGUUGGUCACACGACCCCAUUCUCAGGCCGUCUUUUGACGAACUGCUGGUUUGCGCUGAAUCUAAUAGCAAUAACGCAACGCCAUCAACCAGCAACGGCGAAUCUAAAACCCGCUGAAGAUUUACUAUGAGCAAUUUUUGGCGCUUGCCGUCUCUCUCUCUCUCAAUGGUCGCACUAAAAGUUGAUUUUGUCUUUUUGUAAAAAGCCCUUCGCCUAUAUCUUACACCGAAUUAUAUUUUGUGAACAACUUAUCUUAUUAUACUAUCGAUUCUUUCGCUUCACUUUUGAUGAUCCAGCUAUUAUUUAGUUCCGGAAUGCAUUUUACUAUUUUGUAUUCUCGUGAUGGUCGUAACGAUUUCCCUAUUACUCUACUUGCUUUAAAAAAGUAGAAAGGGGUGUUUGAGUUGUUUCAUUAGAUACAGUUUUAUUUUCAAAGAAAUCUUGCUCCCAUAUCCAGCAGUGAUGUCAUUAGUCAUUCUUUGACCACGAUGGAUUCAUGAAAUUUGACAUAUAGUUUUCAAAUAAGGAAACUGAAAUAAAAGGAAUAGCGUUUAUUUUCA